Molecule: messenger RNA, 2314 nt
Organism: Sclerotinia trifoliorum
Lineage: Eukaryota; Fungi; Ascomycota; Leotiomycetes; Helotiales; Sclerotiniaceae
Source: the annotation of a GenBank genome assembly
CUUGCUCGUCGUACAUGUUUAUGAUAUUGGUAAAGAAAAAGAAAAGAAAAUAAAAUAAAAAUAAAAAGAUUUCGAUAAUCACUAUUUCACUCGAUAUUUAAAUCUUUAUUAAGUCAUUUCCAAUUCAUACAUCAUUUUCGAUAAUUCCAUUCGUAUUUGUUCUGAUCAUAGGUCAAUACCCUCGACUUUUUAAACUUCAUGAUUACCACCACAUUCAAUCAACCCUCAUAAUGACCGAAUCGGGAGCCUCACAAUAUCAGGUUCUGGAAGAAUUAGGUUCUGGUAGCUUUGGCGUAGUUUAUAAAGCAAUCGAGAGGGCUACGGGGGAAAUAUGUGCCAUCAAGCAUAUCGAUCUCGAAUCGAGCGAAGAUGACAUACAGGAAAUUCAACAAGAGAUAUCAGUCCUCAGUACCUGCGCCAGUCCAUACGUUACUCAAUAUAAAGGAAGUUUUCUGCGGGGUCACAAAUUAUGGAUUGUCAUGGAAUAUUUGGGAGGAGGAUCAUGUUUGGAUCUGGUAUGAUGAUAUUCACCCAGAGGAAUAGAUCGAUGCAUCGCUGACUGCGCCUAAGUUAAAACCCGCGCCAUUUCACGAAACUCACAUUGCCAUUGUUUGUCGCGAGAUCUUGUUGGGUUUGGAAUAUCUUCAUCAAGAAGGAAAGAUACAUCGGGAUAUAAAGGCAGCAAACAUCUUACUAUCGACCACAGGAAAGGUUAAAUUGGCAGAUUUUGGAGUUGCCGCGCAGCUCACAAACAUCAAAUCGCAAAGGAAUACUUUUGUCGGAACCCCUUUUUGGAUGGCGCCAGAGGUUAUUCAACAAGCAGGAUACGAUUUUAAGGCAGAUAUUUGGUCCCUUGGAAUUACGGCAAUAGAGAUGGUGAAUGGAGAACCGCCGCAUGCCUCGAUACAUCCAAUGAAGGUUCUAUUUCAAAUACCUAAAGCACCGGCGCCAAGGUUGGAAGGUCCGGAUUACAGUAAGGAGUUUAAGGAUUUUGUGGCACAAUGUUUGGUCAAAGACUGCGAUCGUAGACCUACCGCCAAGGAACUAUUGAAGCAUAAGUUCAUUCGCUCUGCAGGAAAGGUUGAGGCUUUACAGGAGUUGGUAGAGAGAAGACAGGAGUGGGAUGGAACAAGGACUCGGCCAUCGCAUCCUAAGUUCUAUGAAGAAACACUGUAAGCAUGUAGGAAAUCUGGUUCUUUAAUCAGCCACUAACAAAUUCCAGUAACACAAUGAACCCGAAAUAUGAACCUGAUGGAUGGGUCUUUGAUACAGUUAAGGCCUCCACUGUAGCACCAUCAAGGAAAAAUGGGAGCAAAAGAAGAAAGCUUUCUGUCAUUCAUGCAAACGGUCAAGGUAGUCAAGCUCCUCCAGAGGAGGCUUUUAAGAAAUUGGAUCUCAAAGAUUCUCCUUUGGAAUAUUCUUCGCCUCCUUCACUACCAGCUGAUAGAGGUACCGUUAGAAGACAGCCGCCAGCGGUGCAACACACUUCUCCAACCAGGCCUCGAGUGGAUAGUACGCAGAGUCAAAACAACACAACAAGGAGACCACCGCUAGCACCGGACAUGAGCUUUGGAAAUACUGGAUCAACAGUUCGAUUAUUCCGCAGGGUCUCGAAUAACUCAAUGUCAUCUAGACCAAGCAGCCCCGAAGAUUCCGCUGAUGUUCCAUCUCAUGAUGAAAAUAAGGCACUCGUGCAGGUAGCUGAAGCAAACACCAAAGAAGCUUACCUAGGACGACGUGCUUAUACGAAAAUUAUCGAUCCAGCAUUCCAAGAAAUGCACGCACAAACUGGCGAUCAAGCUAAAAGACAAGCAUUAUCCCGUCUAGCCGAUGCCUGGGCUGCUCUCGACGCCGUGGAUCCUGAAGGCGAAUAUCACUUACUGAAGCUUCUGAUAAACAAAAUAGAGCAAGAACCCAAGCUUGCUUCCCACAUCUCUCCAAGCAAAUCUUUGGUCUUGAGAGACGAAACCCCUCAGGGAUCACCACAGAAACCCGCCAAUGGAAAACUAGUACUAGCAAAUAGUAAUCCACAUCUCAAAAGUCACCGCAGGAGACAAUCUAGCGCCAUGCCCGAAGUAGAGACAAAGGAAAAGUCAAACCUACCAGGUCAAAUAGUGCCAGGAAUGGAACACACCAAACAACUUGCCGAUGUAUUAUACGCGCGCUGGGCAGAAGGAUUGGGAAAAAAGUUUCCGGUCGUGUAGUGUAACUUAUGUACACAAAUUGUAAAUUAUCUGUAUGUAUGUAGUAUUGAUCGGGACGGGACGCGAUAGGAGUUUGGCAUAUGCUCUUGCUCUUUUUUUUUUUUUCUUUU